Molecule: messenger RNA, 2484 nt
Organism: Impatiens glandulifera
Lineage: Eukaryota; Viridiplantae; Streptophyta; Magnoliopsida; Ericales; Balsaminaceae
Product: cucumisin-like
Exons: 12
Coding region: 1-2484 (827 amino acids)
Biological process (GO): proteolysis
Molecular function (GO): serine-type endopeptidase activity
Source: RefSeq, a predicted model, not a curated record
AUGGGAGACUUGAAUCCGACCUCAGACAUCCCUACACCUAUCUUGCAUUCAAGCUUUCUAGAAAAAGCUCUUCACAUCAACUCUUCUGCAUCAGUUAUUCACAGUUACAAAAGUAUAUUCAAUGGUUUUGUCGCUCUAUUAACGACCGAUGAGGUUCACCUGCUUUCCUCAAUGGAAGAAGUUGUGUCAGUGUUUCCAAAUAGAAAAAAUCAUAUGCACACUACAAAAUCAUGGGAUUUCUUGAAAUUUCCUCGAACGAUUAAAAGACAGAAAGAAGUUGAGAGCAACAUCAUUGUUGGAGUAAUAGAUUCUGGAAUUUGGCCAGAACUAGAUAGCUUUAGUGAUGUUGGAAUGAGAUCGCCACCGAGCAAAUGGAAGGGAUCGUGUCAUGGGCUACGGAAUUUCAAAUGUAACAAUAAAAUAAUUGGAGGAAGGUACUACAAAAGAGAUGGUAUUUUCUCCCAAGAUGAUAUUAAGUCUCCAAGAGAUACUCUUGGUCAUGGAACUCAUAUAGCUUCAAUCAUUGUCGGAAAUCUUGUUAGUUCGGCAAACUUUUAUGGUUUAGGAGAAGGUACAGCACGAGGAGGAGUCCCUUCUUCGAGGAUUGCGGUGUAUAAAGUACUUUGGGUCGAAGGUGCUGAUGACAUCGACACCAUUCACGCAUUUGAGGAUGCUAUCAGUGAUGGGGUUGACAUAAUAUCAAUUUCUUUAGGAUCAAUUAUUAUUGAAAACUAUAUGCAGAAUUCAAUAUCUAUUGGGACUUUUCAAGCAAUGAGAAAAGGAAUUAUGACAAUAUGUUCUUCCGGAAACAAUGGUCCUCGACAUAGAACUGUCAGGAAUGUUUCUCCAUGGGAUCUUACUGUGGCAGCAAGCUCAACUGAUCGAAAGAUCGUGAACUAUUUGAAGUUGGGUAAUAUGGAGAGUUUGUUGGGAUCUUCAAUGAAUGCGUUUGAUCAGACUAAUUUCUCCACUUUGGUGUAUGCUGGUGAUGUGCCAAAUAUUAGAGAGGGGUUUUCUCCUAAUACAUCAAGAUUUUGCCAAGAGACUAACUCACUAGAUGCUAGAUUUGUAAGUGGUAAGAUUGUCAUUUGUGCUGAACAAAAUAGAGGGGACGCAGCUCUUUUCGCUGGUGCAAUUGGUAUGGUGAUAAUAGACCCACGCUACGAUUUUUUCGAAGAUAAAAAGACAUUUGCCCUCCCGACAACCGUUUUUAACGAGAAAGAAUCGAGCAUAUUCAUGAGAUAUUUCCAAAACUCAAGGCAGCCAGACUUAUCUGCGCCUGGUGUUAGAAUCUUGGCAGCAUGGUUACCUACUGUAUCUCCUUCAACAUCGAUUUUAGAUACAAGAAGGUUGUCAUAUAACAUUAUAUCGGGCACGUCAAUGGCAUGCCCGCAUGCUGCUGCUGCAGCCGCUUAUGUGAAAUCCUUCCAUCCAUCUUGGUCUCCGGCUGCUAUAAAAUCUGCACUUAUAACCACCGCCUCCGAGAUGAGUGUAAAGACAAAUCCGGAAGCAGAAUUUGGUUAUGGAGCAGGCCUAAUAAACCCUGUAGGUGCCAUAAAUCCUGGCCUUGUGUAUGAUGCAAAUCUAGCUGACUAUGUGCAGUUCUUGUGUGGGCAAAACUACACCAACAAACAGUUGAGCCUUAUUACGGGUGACAAAAUAGCUUGCACUCAUUAUGGGAGUAAAACUUCUUUAAAUCUUAACAUGCCUUCAUUUUCCUUUCCCAUCGUUCCGUCAAAUACUCCUUUUAAUGUCUCCGUUAAUAGGAGAGUUACCAAUGUAGGAUCAUUAAGAUCUACAUACAUCGCCAAGAUUCUUACUCCGCCUACAUUCACAAUACGAGUUGUACCGAGCACACUUUCUUUCACUAACGUUGGAGAAAUUAAGUCAUUUACAUUGAUUGUUGAGGGAAUAAUGGAUCGUGUGACAGCGGUUUCGGCUUCUUUGUCAUGGAUGAGUAGCACAAACGAAGUGAGCAAGCCUAGACACGGCUACGUGAGAUUUUUCAAGAUAACCGCCAUUCUCGUGCGGUUUCCCUCGAGUAAUAGUUUUCCACCACCAUCAUGGUGGAUUUUCCCAAGGGCUCGUCCAUCGACGCCACAACAACAGUCAAGUCUCCUUGGCCUGCGUCUGCAAGCAUUCAUGGCUCAGUCUCCACUAACUACAACGGACAUUGAAGUGACCAUGUAUACCCUUGGUAUUACGUCUCCUGAUCCGACAUGUUCAUCCUAUGGCUCGCCUUCUAGGAAAGAUUCAACACUCGAGAUCGCAUCAUAUCGCUAUGGAGCUUUGGGAUCGUUUUGCAAAGAGUCUGGAGCUGAUCAAUUUCCUGAAAGAAUGGAAAGAACUCAAGGAGAUAGCACUCAAAUCCAAAGGAAACAAAUUAGCAACAAACAUAUUCAAAUGUGGCUUUGGAGCAGUGGUCUACAACAUAUGAUAGGAACAAAAUGCGAGAGUUUAUGGCAGAACCCGCAAAAGCGUUGA